AUGCCAUUAUCAGGAACUCCAGCACCCAACAAGAGGAAAAAGUCACCCACAAAAGUCAUCAUGGAAAUAACUGCUUCAAGAGAAGAACAAGAUAGCUCCAGGCUAAACUUAGGGAAGAAGAUCAGUGUCCCCAGGGACAUUAUGCUGGAGGAGCUUUCUUUACUGAGCAAUAAAGGCUCCAAAAUGUUCAAGCUUCGCCAAAAGAGAGUGGAAAAAUUCAUCUAUGAGAACAAUCCAGAUGUGUUCAGUGACAACUCCUUGGACCACUUCCAGAAGUUUAUACCAUCUGUUGGAGGACAGCUAGGGGUCGGUGGACAAACAGGUGUUGGUGGAGGUGGCUAUGGAUUAAUACAAGGCAGUGUUCAUCUGGUAUCUAGUCUAUCUGGAGGGCAACAUGGAGCUGGAGGUCAGCACCCACCAGUUCCUCCACCAAAGCCAGGAAGUAAAGGUGGUGCAGGAGGUCAGCAAGGCACUGGUAGCCCUGGUGGACAAGGUGGCAUCGGAAGUGUUGAUGGUUCUGGAGGCAAAGAUGGUCAGUCAGGACAGCCAGGAAGUGAAGGUGGAAAACAGAUCACUAUAUUUAAGACCUACCUUUCUCCAUGGGACAAAGCCAUGGGAAUUGACCCACAACAGGCAACUAAACUUAAUGUCAACUUGUUGGAAUAUGGUAGCAAGGCUGAUCUUUGCAAAUACAAAUCAUUUAAUAGGACAGCAAUGCCUUUUGGAGGGUAUGAAAAAGCAUCAAAACUGAUGACCUUUCAGAUGCCUGAAUUUGAUGCUGGACCUGAACCUGAGCCUGUGACUGUCUUCAACCCGAAUGUCACCGACAGACCGUCCUUCAACAGGACACCAAUCGGAUGGUUGGGAUCUGGUGACACCACAAACUACAACAUUGAACUUAAUGUGUUGCCUGUUGGUGGUGAAACGGAUGAACUCUAA
This is a messenger RNA of Staurois parvus, 939 nucleotides long. Lineage: Eukaryota; Metazoa; Chordata; Amphibia; Anura; Ranidae. The record is from the annotation of a GenBank genome assembly.